UAACAAAUUGUUUAGUGAAACUCUUCAAAUGGUUUUUGACGUUGUCACUUCCGCCGCUGAAUAUGUAAGGAAAAUAGUGGAAGGUUGCUCAGGACUGAAGGCUUUACUUACAGACGAUGAAACCUUGUCCAUGAUCGGUCUCGUCUACUCGCAGCUUGAAGCUUAUAAUAAAGGAGUGUUCCUGAUAGAGAAACUUGAUACUCCAAGAAGCGAACAAAUGAAACAUAUGAAAUGUUUAGUUUUUGUUAGACCCAAUUCUACCAACUUAAACAUUUUGCAGAGGGAACUUGCUUCUCCAAAAUUUGGAGAAUACCACAUAUUUUUCUCAAACAUCGUCAGGAAAACUUUACUAGAAGAACUUGCAGACUCAGACACUUCUGAAGUCGUCAAUGAAGUACAGGAGUACUUUCUUGAUUUCUAUGCAGUGGCACCUCAGUUGUUUCAUCUGAACGUUCUUCCUUGUGUAUUGUCUGCUUCAGUUGAGAACCCUAUUUUGGAACGUCUAGUUGACGGGAUAAGUUCACUUUUUCUGGCACUCAAAAUGAGACCCUUUAUACGUUAUGAUGCACAUAGCCAAUUGUGUAGGUUUAUCUGUGAAAGAUUGAGUGUCAGAAUGGAUCAAGAGAAUACUCUCUUUGACUUUCGUCGUCGUGAAAGUAACCCUGUAGUACUUAUAUUGGACCGUAUGCAGGAUCCUUUGACGCCUCUAAUAACACCUUGGACCUACGAAGCCAUGAUACACGAACUGAUUGGUAUCAAGAAUAAUCGAGUCAACCUACGCCAUUCCCCGGACGCUCGAAAAGGAUAUCAAGAAGUUGUGUUGGAUCCAAAACAGGAUGGAUUUUACAAUGUGAAUAGAUAUAAGAACUAUGGAGACUUGGGAGUAAAUAUUAAGUCGUUAGUUGACCGAUUUCAGGAAAAGGCUCGAUAUAAUCAUAGCACAUCAACCAUCGAAGACAUGAUGAAGUUUUUAGAAGCUUAUCCCGAGCUUCGAAGCUCCUCUUCCGAAGUAAACAAACAUGUAACAUUAAUGAGUGAACUUUCGCGUCUUGUGACAUCUCGACAUCUUAUGGAUGUAGCACAACUUGAACAAGACAUUGCCUGUAGAAACAGUUUGACUGAACAUCAAAACCAGCUAUUCAAGAUGCUUCAAAACCCACAUAUUCACAUUGAAGAUAAAUUUCGACUCAGUUUAAUAUACGCAUUGCGUUAUGAAGAAGUUACACAAAAUCGAUUGGGAGAAAUAAAGGAUACCUUAAAGAAGCUGGGACUAAGUGCAGAGCGUUUGCAGCUUUUUAGUUCGAUUCUCAGGUAUGGUGGCAAUGCUAGUAGGACAAGCGAUAUAUUCCAAAACAAAAGUAUUUUGGGUAUAGUUCGAAACACGGUUCGUCGAGGCAUUGUUGGUGUAGAAAAUGUUUUCGCGCAACACGUUCCUUUAAUUGUUCAUAUCAUAGAUGACAUUAUGAAAGGUAGAUUGAGAGAAACAGAAUUUCCAUUUAUGAUUCCACCAUCUGGCAAAAAUGUUCCAAAAGAAAUAAUCAUUUUUAUCACAGGGGGAGUUACAUAUCAAGAAUCUAGAGCUGUUGCCUUAAUUAACGGAGAUUCGCAAACAGAGAGCGAACCCGAAAUUAGUGCUGCUGCCAAUUUUGCGCAAUCAAAUGGAUUCCGAGUUAUUUUGGGUGGCAGUACCGUGCAUAAUUCAAAGAGCUUUCUUGCGGAAGUUUCACGUGUUGCUUACCCAUGGAAAUAAUACCGAUGUUCUUUGGUAUCUCUUUUUGUUGGGUUUCCUUUUGAGAAGAGGUACCGUCCUUGUUCCAUGUGAGAGAGAAUUGGAAAAGUAUUCGAUUUUUCUGGAAAGUCUCGAGCGAAACACAAUGUUAUUGGCUACAUAAUGAAUAAUAACAGUACUAGCAUUUUUCUGGCGCCAAAUUGAGUACCGAAACUUGUUUAAAGAACUUGUAAAUAUCUUGAAUAAUGGCAC
Messenger RNA from Galdieria sulphuraria, 1981 nucleotides. Its product is annotated as vacuolar protein sorting-associated protein 45. Lineage: Eukaryota; Rhodophyta; Bangiophyceae; Galdieriales; Galdieriaceae. The transcript has 3 exons. Bases 29 to 1750 code for a protein of 573 amino acids. Gene Ontology annotation, biological process: vesicle-mediated transport; intracellular protein transport. The record is from RefSeq and is a predicted model, not a curated record. Gene Ontology annotation, cellular component: Golgi membrane.